Fomitopsis serialis is the source of this 1962-nucleotide messenger RNA. RefSeq lists its product as uncharacterized. Lineage: Eukaryota; Fungi; Basidiomycota; Agaricomycetes; Polyporales; Fomitopsidaceae. The record is from RefSeq and is a predicted model, not a curated record. The transcript has 9 exons. Bases 1 to 1962 code for a protein of 653 amino acids.
AUGUCUACUCCACUUCCUGUCGACCAAGCUCUUAUCGCCAUCCUCGCUCAACACGGACCGCGAUUCGAAGAAGUGUGCAAGCAUUCGCGAGAGUGCACUACGUUCCCCGCGAUCGACCAUGUCGCCGUGGUGUGCUUGGAGAAGGACCAUUUUGGUAUGCUGUUCGACUAUUGUGUAAUGCGCGACGACGCUGCUUGCCGAAUGAAGCCCAGUCGCAUCCAGUCGACUCCAAGAACGACAGCUUAUAUGCUCCAAUGCGCGAAGAAACUCAGACGCCCUCCGAGGUUUGGCGGAUGGGUCUUCAUGGGAGCGUUGCGCAAGUUCUGGAGGGAGAGCAACAGGUUUCAUCCUACUCUAUCUCUGUUGAGGCCCAGCGACGCAUGGGAACAGGGGCGGACAGCACUGGUGGAGGCACAGGUUUAUGUCAUGGAUGGGUUCUUGCCCGUUUCUAUCCCCCUCAUUGGGGAGAUCGACACCGCUCGGUCGGAGAUAGUCAUCCCAGGGCCUUUCUCGCAGCCACUGCUUUGCCAGGUCAUCCGCGAUUUGAACUACUUCAAGAAUACGGAUGACGACGCCAUCACCAACCUCGACCUCUACGACCCGUCCCAGCAAACGUUCAACCCGUCGCUGACAGACCCGACGUUCCCCAUACGCCUGUCCCUUCCCCUUACCACCGUACCCAUCUUGAAGGAUUCGAACGUAAACAUGACCAUCCUCGUGAUAGAUCACGCAGCCGCGCGAAGAGGAAGAACGGAGCCUAUGUGCUCAAUGAAGCAUGACUUCAUGGAGCUAGACUGGGUCUGGCCGGUGGGUCUUCAAGACGGCCGCGAGUAUCUGCAGGGACAGUGGAGCGUCAUGCAGAUGCCGGAUCCCAUGGGUGUGGUUGCAGUGGGGCCACGACCUGGACAGGCCGGCAGUCAGAGUCGGACUGGGACAAAGUUGCAGGAACGGCAGAACGUGAGGAGAUGUUCUGGGGCUGAAAACGUGUUGAAGGCGCUCUUAGUCUCUCAAACACAUCCCAUUCGUCUGAAACUGCUUGACGAUCUCCAACAAAUCCCACCCGCUCUCUACCUAUUCCGUUCCACUAUGCCUACACCCCGCAAUGUCGACGAACGCGUCAUCAAGACUAUCAGCGAGCCGCUCCCCAACAUAGACCACGUCACGGUGAUCUGCAUGGAGCGGUUGCAUUUUGGGGAAUUGUACGAAUACUGUCUUCUGGGCGACGACUCUGGCUGCCCCAUGCGUUUUAGCCCUGUGCAAAUCGAGCCAGAUAAGGUUGAGAGAAUGAUGGAACUCACCCUCAAGCUGCGUGAUCCUCCCGCCAGGUUUGGCGGAUGGGUCUACAUGGGUGCAAUUCCGGACUUUUACAACGGGAGAACCCCCAUUUCCAUCCCCCUCAUAGGGGAGAUAGACUCCACCGGGAUGGUCAUUGACAUACCCGGUCCCUCAACCCAGCCGCUCCUGAUCCAGGCUAUCCCUGGGCUAAACCGCUUCAAGGGGUCGCCCCACAAGCCCUGGGCGACGUUCGACCUCUACAGCCCAGCGUUGCAGACGUUUAUCCCUGCCUACAUGAAUGACCCGGACGAGCAUCCCAUCCGCAAGCUUCUUCCCCUCGACAGCAUCCCCGAACGGACGGCUCCCAUGUGCUCCAUGAAGUACGCUUUCAUGGGGCUCGACAUCAUCUGGCCGGAGGGCCUUAAAAAUCCCCGCCAGUAUGUGGAAGCGGCCUGGAGCGUUGUUCCACCGCCGCCCCAGUCUCCCAGGAUGGCAACUCGGCCUCGACCUGGAGAGGAGGGCUGCGUGGUGAGGUGGGGAGAACAGCUCAUACAGAAGCGCGGAGACAACGGGGGCAAGAACAGCGAGUUUGACUCCCACUCAGGGUCAGGGAUAGAGGACGAGGACGAGGCUGAUUCUGAGCCUGAGGAUGAACCGCUCUGGGAGCUCGAUUCUGAUGGAUACUGA